Aspergillus saccharolyticus JOP 1030-1 is the source of this 2036-nucleotide messenger RNA. RefSeq lists its product as uncharacterized. The transcript has a single exon. The record is from RefSeq and is a predicted model, not a curated record. NCBI's taxonomy places the organism in Eukaryota, Fungi, Ascomycota, Eurotiomycetes, Eurotiales, Aspergillaceae. The coding region runs from base 114 to 1943 and encodes 609 amino acids.
CCUCUCACCAACGCUGCGGAGACACUUGACGUCAAACGCGAUGAUGACCUUCUUUCCUUCAUCACAGUACGCCACAGAUACGAAGAAGGAUGAAUCACUGCUAACCCUGCUAGAUGCCGAAUGUCAAGGCGCCCAAAUACAACGUAACAUACUACGAUCGCAGUCGCGUAAGCCCCGGGUAUUGGUUUGUCGCACCGUACCUGCACUUCGAAGCGGAAGCUCCCAAUACAAAUCGCAAAUACGUGCCCUGUCAGGUGGGACCUCACAUCUACGAUCAGGAUGGCAAGCUGGUCUGGACCGGCUCCUGCCUACAUGAUAAUCGCAACGUCUUUGACUUCAAGACUACAACCAACAUCGCCGAGGGUACCACCCAUCUUUCAUAUAUCCUACAACAAAUGUUCGUGAACGAUGGCACGCCGCUGGCCAAAGGCGCGGGUUAUAUACUGAACGACAAAUACAUGGUUGAGAAUGCCAUCCCGAUCACCAACGACCUCGAGCGAUGGGAUCUGCACGAAUUCAACAUUCUGCCCAGCGGAAAGACGGCCCUGGCAGCCUCCAUUCGGAUUCAGGAUCAGACCCUGGCGGAGUUGGGUCGACCGACGGAAAUGAGCCGAGUGGCCUCGGGGGGAUUUCUGGAGAUUGACAUCGCCACCGGCGCGGUCCUCUUCGACUGGGACUCUCGCGAUAAGAUUCCCCUGCACGAGUCGGACCAUGUGAUGCCGUGGUCGCCGCCUGAAGGGGGAGGCGGGUUGGAUUAUAUUCACGUCAAUGCGGCCGACAAGAACCAAUACGGCGACUACCUCAUGUCGGCUCGCUACACGAGUACUAUCUAUCUCAUCUCUGGGCAAGACGGACAUAUUAUCUGGCGUCUCGGGGGCAAGUACACCAACUUCGCCAUGGACUUCACCUUUUCCAAGCAACACAACGCGCGGUUCGUCUCCGUCAACGAGACGCACACCAUUCUUUCCUUCCUCAACAACGCCUCCGACGACUUCACCAACCAGGAGGAGGUUUCCUCCGGCAUGAUCGUGGAGCUCAACACGGUGACUAUGACCGCCACGCUCCUGAACCGCUACACCCGUCCGGACGGCGGACUGACUCGCAUGCGAGGCAACCUGCAGAGCCUGGACGGAGGUAACGUCUUUAUGGGCUGGAGUGCGCAAGGCUACCACAGCGAGCACGCCCCCGAUGGCACCGUUCUCAUGGAGGCCCAGUUUCAGUCGCCUCGUUUCAACAGCUACCGGUCGUACAAAUUCCCGUUCAUUGGCAAACCUCAGCAGCCGCCCGCCCUGGUUGCCUCUGUCUUUGCCAGCAAGCCCAGCCUUGCGCAUGCGUCUGCCACCAGCGCCUCCUCAUCGAAUUCCGAGCUGACGACCGUCUUCCAUGUCAGCUGGAACGGUGCCACCGAGGUCGCCGUGUGGAACUUUUAUUCGCAGGCCGAUGAGAUUUCCAUUCCCUACUUGAUUGGGAACGUGAGCAAGCACGACUUUGAGUCUGUCUUCGUGACUCCGGGUUACUGGGACUUUGUUUCUGCCGAGGCGCUUGAUCGCAACGGCAACUCGCUGGGCUGGUCGAUGAUCGUCCGCACCCGGAUCGAGGGAGGUCUGCAGUAUGCCUCGGAGGAUAGCGAGGCGCCCCUGCUGGUCCCGGACGAUCCGGCUUCUCUUGUUGCCCAGCCUGCUGAAGAGGCUGUCGAACCAGCAGCGCCAGCGACCGAGACAAUGGAGACCAUUGUUGGGGACGAAGCAAUGGCCAAGGAGGCGUCGGAACCAGGCUCGACGGCCGACCGAUUCAUGACAGCGACGAACGAGGUGGUUCUCGGGAUGGUUCUGUUUGCGUGUUUGGGUACGAUUCUGAUCUGCUGGUGGUCGAGGCGAUUCUCGUGGCGGCCACAUCGGUAUCUGCGGGUGGCUUCGUCUCCGUUGCCUAGUCCGUUGGUGUGAGGGAGCCACUGCUGCACCUCGACGGAUGGAUGUAUCUUGUAUAUAAUAUACGAAUUCUGAUUUGCAUCGGUUCAGCGGAUCCAUAGAAGGACA